ACACAGACAAGCACACACAAUUACACACAAUAAUACACAGGCACCAUGCAGGAGUCGGAGCCUACAGUGUGCCAGCUCCAGCCCAACAUCAUCUCAGUGCGCCUUUUUAAGAGGAAGGUUGGCGGUCUGGGCUUCCUGGUGAAGCAAAGAGUUUCCAAGCCACCUGUCAUUGUGUCAGACCUCAUCCGUGGUGGAGCAGCUGAGGAGUGUGGCCUGGUGCAAGUGGGCGACAUUGUGCUGGCAGUCAACAACAAGCCCCUGGUGGAUCUGUCAUACGAACGGGCCCUGGAGACACUGAAGAAUGUGAUGCCUGAGAGCCAUGCCGUGCUGAUUCUCCGUGGGCCUGAGGGAUUCACCACACACCUGGAGACCACGCUGUCUGGAGAUGGGCGCCAGCGUACAGUGAGGGUCACACGCCCUGUGUUACCAUCAUCAAAGUCCUACGAGCAGUGGUCCCCUCUCAACGCAUUGAGCCCUGGGCAACAGCAACAGGUCAACAAGGAUAACCAGCUAAGAGCCAUUGAGAACCUCUCCUCUCCAUCCAUCACCCAGUCCCUCCUACAGAGGGGAGGCAUGCAAGGCCAGGACCCCCUGCUGAUGAGGGAUGGGGGCCGUGGAGCUCUCCUGUGCAAUGGGCUGGAGGAAAACAAUGAACUGCUGAAGGAGAUUGAACCAGUGCUGCGCCUCAUCAAAAACAGCAAAAAGGAGAUCAAUGGAGAAGGCCAGAGGAAUGCUGGGAGAAGAGAUGCCGAGAUUCAAGUGGCCUGGGACCUUGGCGUGGGAAAUGGCACAUCCCCACAGCUGGUGCCAGAUAAUGACAGAAUGCUGGAAAACAUGCCGGUGGUGCUUAACAAUGCUGACACUGACAAGCCUCCAGCUGAGGGCAGGACCUCACCCAUUAAGUCACUGCAGAAUGGCAGCCCUUCCAAAUGCCCCCGCUUUAUAAAGAUUAAGAACUGGGAGACUGGCACCAUCUACAGUGACACACUCCACCACAGCUCCAGCAAGAUGCCAAUCUGUUCCGAAAAUGUGUGCAUGGGCUCUGUGGUGGUGCCCAACCAGCACAUCCGCAAACCAGAUGAAGUCAGAACUAAAGAAGAGCUUCUUCCACUGGCCACCGACUUCAUAGACCAGUACUAUACCUCUAUCAAAAGGUAUGGAUCUAAAGCCCAUGUGGACAGGCUGGAAGAGGUGACAAAGGAGAUAGAAGCUUCAGGAACUUAUCAACUGAAAGAUACUGAACUGAUUUAUGGAGCCAAGCAUGCCUGGAGAAAUGCUGCCAGAUGUGUGGGAAGGAUUCAGUGGUCCAAACUACAGGUUUUUGAUGCCAGAGACUGCACAACAGCCCAUGGAAUGUACAACUACAUUUGUAACCACAUUAAGUACGCCACCAACAAAGGGAAUCUGAGGUCAGCUAUCACCAUAUUUCCUCAGAGGACAGAUGGCAAACAUGAUUUUCGAGUGUGGAACAGUCAGCUGAUUCGCUAUGCUGGCUACAAACAGCCUGAUGGACGGAUCCUGGGAGAUCCUGCUAAUGUUGAAUUCACAGAGAUUUGCAUGCAGCUUGGAUGGAAAGCUCCAAAGGGUCGUUUUGAUGUUCUGCCCCUUCUGCUGCAAGCCAAUGGAAAUGACCCUGAGCUGUUUGAGAUCCCUGAAGACCUCAUUCUUGAGGUGCCAAUCACACAUCCAAAGUAUGAGUGGUUUAAAGAUCUGGGUCUGAAGUGGUACGGCCUCCCGGCGGUUUCCAACAUGCUGCUGGAAAUUGGCGGUCUGGAGUUCACUGGCUGCCCCUUCAGUGGCUGGUACAUGGGCACAGAGAUUGGUGUGAGAGACUUCUGUGACAGCUCACGCUACAACAUUCUGGAGGAGGUGGCAAACAAAAUGGCCUUAGACACCAGAAAGACAUCCUCCCUUUGGAAAGAUCAGGCACUCGUGGAGAUCAAUAUUGCUGUCCUUCACAGCUACCAGACAUGCAAAGUGACCAUAGUAGACCAUCAUUCAGCCACAGAGUCCUUCAUGAAGCACAUGGAGAAUGAGUUUCGGGUGCGAGGCGGCUGUCCUGGGGACUGGGUGUGGAUUGUGCCUCCAAUGUCAGGAAGCAUCACGCCAGUUUUCCAUCAAGAAAUGCUUAACUACCGCCUCAGCCCUUCUUUUGAGUACCAGCCCGAUCCAUGGAAUACCCACGUGUGGAAAGGGGUCAAUGGGACACCCACAAAGAAAAGAGCCAUUGGAUUUAAGAAGCUUGCCAAGGCUGUGAAGUUUUCAGCGAAACUCAUGGGCCAAGCUAUGGCCAAGAGGGUUAAAGCCACUAUACUGUUUGCUACAGAGACGGGCAAGUCGCAAGAUUAUGCCAAAACGCUCUGUGAAAUCUUCAAGCACGCCUUUGACGCAAAGGUUAUGUCUAUGGAUGAUUAUGAUGUUGUGGACCUGGAGCAUGAAACACUGGUUUUAGUGGUGACCAGCACAUUUGGGAAUGGUGACCCACCUGAGAAUGGAGAGAAAUUUGGAGCUGCCUUAAUGGAAAUGUGCCACCCAACAACAAACACAGAAGAUAGGAAGAGCUACAAGGUCCGUUUUAACAGUGUUUCCUCUUACUCUGACACUCGGAAGUCAUCCAGCGAUGAACCAGAAACCAAAAUUAACUUUGAGAGCACCGGACCGCUUGCUAAUGUCAGGUUCUCAGUGUUUGGCCUUGGCUCCAGGGCCUACCCACACUUCUGCGCCUUUGCCCACGCUGUGGACACACUGUUUGAAGAGCUGGGGGGUGAGCGCAUCCUACGCAUGGGAGAGGGAGAUGAGCUGUGUGGCCAGGAGGAGUCAUUCAGAACAUGGGCCAAGAAAGUUUUUAAGGCUGCCUGCGAUGUAUUCUGUGUUGGUGACGACGUGAACAUUGAGAAAGCCAAUGACUCCUUAAUCAGCAAUGAUCGCAGCUGGAAGAAGAGCAAGUUCCGCUUGACAUACACGGCCGAGGCCCCAGCCCUCACAGAAGCAUUAUACAGCAUUCACAAGAAGAAAGUUUAUGGAGCAAAGAUGCUUGAAUCUCAAAAUUUACAAAGUCCAAAAUCAAAUCGCUCCACCAUAUUUGUGCGGUUACACACAAACAACCACGACAGCCUGCGCUACAAGCCUGGCGACCAUCUGGGCAUCUUCCCUGGCAACCAUGAGGACCUGGUAACAGCUCUCAUAGAAAAACUGGAGGAUGCUCCACCUGUCAAUCAAAUUGUCAAAGUGGAGUUCUUGGAGGAGAGAAACACUGCCCUAGGUGUAAUCAGUAACUGGACAAAUGAGACCCGUAUCCCUCCCUGCACCAUCUACCAGGCUUUCCAGUACUUCCUGGAUAUCACCACUCCACCGAGCCCUGUGCUGCUCCAGCAGUUUGCUGCUCUAGCAACCAAUGACAAACAAAAAAAGAAACUAGAGAUCCUCAGUAAGGGCUUGCAGGAGUAUGAGGAGUGGAAGUGGUACAACAAUCCCACACUGGUGGAGGUGCUAGAAGAGUUUCCUUCUAUCCAGAUGCCCUCCACUUUGCUGCUGACCCAGCUGCCUCUUCUGCAGCCUCGCUACUAUUCUAUCAGCUCCUCUCCAGACCUGCACCCAGGGGAGAUCCAUCUCACAGUGGCUGUGGUCUCCUAUCGCACCAGAGAUGGAGAGGGACCAAUCCAUCAUGGAGUGUGUUCAUCGUGGCUCAACAGGAUAGAGAAGGGGGAGAUGGUGCCGUGCUUUGUCCGGGGUGCACCAUCAUUCCAGCUUCCCAAGGACAACCAAGCACCUUGCAUCCUUGUGGGUCCAGGAACAGGGAUUGCCCCAUUCAGAAGCUUCUGGCAACAAAGACUAUAUGACCUUGAACAAAACGGGAUGAAAUCCUGCCCAAUGAUACUGGUGUUUGGUUGUCGGCAGUCUGAGAUGGACCACAUCUACAAGGAGGAGACCAUACAGGCCAAGAAUAAAGGGGUGUUUAAGGAGCUCUACACAGCCUAUUCCAGAGAGCCUGGCAAACCAAAGAAAUAUGUACAGGAUGUACUGCGCGAGCAUCUGUCAGAGAUGGUGUACCAGUGCCUGAGGCAGGAGGGCGGACACAUCUAUGUGUGUGGGGAUGUGACAAUGGCAGGAGAUGUUCUCAAGACUGUCCAGCAAAUCAUCAAGCAGCAGGGCAACAUGAGCCUGGAGGAUGCUGGCUUCUUCAUCAGUAAGCUUCGGGAUGAGAAUCGCUAUCAUGAAGACAUCUUUGGUGUCACCCUGCGCACCUACGAGGUCACCAACCGAAUUCGUUCAGAGUCCAUAGCCUACAUUGAGGAGAGCAAAAAGGACUCAGAUGAGGUUUUCUGCUCGUAGGUCGAUGAAUCGACAGGCUUUCUGAAAACAACAAGACACAGCACCGCUGGUUUACUAAUACUGUGCCAAUUUUUGUACUGUAAAAAAUGGGUUUGUUUCUGUUCUUUUUUUUUUAUAUACCAUUUUAAUGUUUCUGUUGGGCUCUGCGAUCUUGUCUGUAGCAAGUUGGAAAUGUUCUGUUCUUUGAGAAUCUGUUUUGCUUGUUGAUGAUACUUCCAAAAACGAUCUAGUGUAAUGACCUGCCUCAUUGUGAAUGCAUGACCAAGACAAGAAUAUAUUCAAGAAAUAUAAUAUACUCUGUGUUAUUGUUACUGUUAAAAGGCUUUUAUUGAGGUUUUAUAUUUGCAAGGAAAUGUGUGGCAUAGAUAGUAAACUUUCAUUUCUGUGUGGAUUAAGUCAACUUUACUUGUUGGGAAAGUAUAAGGACUGCUCAGAUAUAUUUGGACUGUUUUUCAUUAUCAAUAUCAAUCUCCUUGACUAAGAAAAAGAAAAGAUGUAUAGGCAUGCAGACAGAGAAACUGAAGGACACGUGCUGCGGACAAAUUUAACGUAUUGACAGGUAUCCCUGAAUAAUGAAAACAUAAAUUCUGCCACUGCCUCCAUAAACAGAUUACCUUGCUCUUCAUUGGCAAUUCUUCAAAAUGCAUCGGCCUCUGUGUGAGUGCCAUUUUUCUUAGUGUGCUCAUUCUGCCAUAACAUCAUAAUCUUUUGGGUCCCAGGUGGUGUUUGCUGAAACUGCAGCAGUAAUGUGCAGUGCAGCCGCUAAAGACCAAACGUGAGUCUAUAUAUCUGAAAAAUAAACUAUGAUAAACUAUUAACAAAAAUAUAGGUCUUGAGGGCUUUUUAAUUUAAUAUCUAAAUCAUACUAUGUUCAGUCUGGUAUAACGUGUUAUAAUGUGUUAAAUUAUAAAUGUCGUGGAGGAUUUUUUUAUUUUAUCAGCUGUUUGGAAUAAGCUAUAGAGUAAAUGAUUAAUCGGUGAGUAAAUGAAUAAAUGGUAAAUGGCCUGUAUUUGCAUAGCGCCUUACUAGUCCCUAAGGACCCCAAAGCGCUUUACACAUCCAGUCAUUCA
Messenger RNA from Oreochromis aureus, 5402 nucleotides. RefSeq names its product nitric oxide synthase 1 (neuronal) (gene nos1). The transcript has 28 exons. The coding region runs from base 46 to 4332 and encodes 1428 amino acids. Lineage: Eukaryota; Metazoa; Chordata; Actinopteri; Cichliformes; Cichlidae. The record is from RefSeq and is a predicted model, not a curated record. Gene Ontology annotation, biological process: nitric oxide biosynthetic process. Gene Ontology annotation, molecular function: nitric-oxide synthase activity; FMN binding; heme binding.